AUGUUCAAAACAAACUCAGUUAAAUUACUUGAACUAAAAGCAGCCUCCACUAUAUCUACAAAAAACAGGUUUGAAGCUAUAAGUGACAGUAACAGCGAGCCUGAAAUGCAAACAGACGAAGUGCCCAUUGUAAAAGUUUCAUCGAUUUCUUCAACUAGUAGUAAAGAUGAGCACAGAUCUAUCCACGAGGAAAAUGUAGUAAAAGAACCUGAAUCUGAUAGUCCGGUUAUGGAUGUAACAGAAAAACCUGGUCCUCAUAGCAUUCAGCCGAUGGAACUAGGAGAUAAAUCAGAAAUAUGGAACUAUUAUACUAAAGACGAUUCAAAGCAAAACGCAAUUUGCAACAUUUGCGAAAACUCUUUCAAAUAUUCUGGAAGUACUAGUACUCUUUGGAGCCACAUGACAAGUCCAGUUUCAGAAGAAUUUGACAAACGAUUUAAUUUAAACGAUACCUUGACGAAUAAGUUUGAAAACAUUUCAACUGCAGACUUUGCAACCUAUCUUGACCCCAGAUAUAAAAAUAUUGAUAGAAAAAUGGACUUUCGGUUGAAAGUCAAGUACGAGUUGGAAAAACAAAAUGGAACUAUGUCUGAGGAAAUGGAUGAGAUGAUAACUAAUUCUGAAUCUGAAGCCAAUAAGAAAUCGGAAAUAAACAUUUUAUUUCCAGAAGAUUCUGGACCUAGUAAUUAUCUUUCGAAAGUGGAGGAAUACUUCUGA
This is a messenger RNA of Psylliodes chrysocephalus, 717 nucleotides long. The record is from the annotation of a GenBank genome assembly. NCBI's taxonomy places the organism in Eukaryota, Metazoa, Arthropoda, Insecta, Coleoptera, Chrysomelidae.